Molecule: messenger RNA, 1209 nt
Organism: Lactuca sativa (garden lettuce)
Lineage: Eukaryota; Viridiplantae; Streptophyta; Magnoliopsida; Asterales; Asteraceae
Product: mitochondrial dicarboxylate/tricarboxylate transporter DTC
Source: RefSeq, a predicted model, not a curated record
UCUACACAGAACCCUUGCCCUGCAUCUGAAACCCUCCCCUUGCAUUUGAUUUCGCCUCCUCCUUCUCCCUUUCACAGUUUUUCCCAAAUAUUCUCUAAAAUGGGAGAGGAAAAACCAAAGCCAAUCGCCGGCGUUUGGCCCACCGUUAAACCAUUCGUCAAUGGCGGAGCUUCUGGAAUGCUUGCUACCUGUGUCAUCCAACCCAUCGAUAUGAUAAAGGUGAGAAUCCAAUUGGGUCAAGGAUCUGCUGUAUCAGUGACAAAGAACAUGCUUAAAAAUGAUGGUGUUGGUGCUUUUUACAAGGGUUUGUCUGCAGGGUUACUAAGGCAAGCCACAUACACAACUGCAAGACUUGGUACAUUCAGGAUUCUGACAAACAAGGCACUUGAGGCAAACGAAGGAAAGCCACUUCCUUUAUACCAAAAAGCCUUAUGUGGACUGACAGCUGGCGCGAUUGGAGCAUGUGUAGGGAGCCCAGCUGACCUGGCACUGAUCCGAAUGCAGGCUGAUGCUACUCUACCCCUUGCACAAAGGCGUAAUUACACAAACGCCUUUCAUGCUUUAUACAGAAUCACAGCAGAUGAAGGAGUUUUAGCUCUUUGGAAAGGUGCGGGUCCCACUGUUGUAAGGGCAAUGGCAUUGAACAUGGGAAUGCUUGCUUCUUAUGAUCAAAGUGUUGAGUUUUUCAAAGAUAAUCUUGGAUUUGGUGAAGGUGCCACAAUUCUAGGGGCUAGUUCUGUAUCAGGGUUUUUUGCUGCAGCUUGUAGUUUGCCUUUUGAUUAUGUGAAAACUCAAAUUCAGAAAAUGCAGCCUAAUGCAGAAGGGAAAUACCCUUAUACUGGAUCUUUAGAUUGUGCUAUGAAAACCCUAAAAGCUGGAGGACCUUUCAAAUUCUACACUGGAUUUCCUGUUUAUUGUGUUAGGAUUGCUCCUCAUGUUAUGAUGACAUGGAUUUUCCUAAAUCAAAUUCAAAAACUAGAAAAGAAAGCUGGAUUAUAAAUAUUUAUAAUCGAUGAAGUGAAAGCUCUCUAUAUCCGAAAUAACAGUGUUGUACUCGUUACAGGGUUUUUUUUUUUUUUUUUCGCUGCUCAAUUAGCAUUGCUAAGUAUUAUUAAAUCAGAAAUAUUUCUAUUUCCUAAUUAUUAUAAAAUCAUUAAUGUUGUACUUCCUUUAUAAUAAUCACAAACUUUUAGGCUAGGAUUAAUUUCA